Messenger RNA from Gryllus bimaculatus (two-spotted cricket), 10684 nucleotides. NCBI's taxonomy places the organism in Eukaryota, Metazoa, Arthropoda, Insecta, Orthoptera, Gryllidae. The record is from the annotation of a GenBank genome assembly.
AUGGACACCGUAGCAAAUCGUCAAUUCGCCCGAAAUGUUCCCGGUUAUAAAUAUGCCAUUCCGCUCGAAGGCAUCUGCUACUUAGAUCAUGCAGGUGCUACCCUUUAUGCCAAAAGUCAGAUGAAUGCAGUUCAUAAAGAAUUAAAUGAAUCCGUGUUUGGGAACCCACAUUCUCUUAGUAUAAGUAGUAAGCAUACAACUGAUGUUAUUGACCAAGUGAGAUACAGGAUAUUGAAGCAUUUUCACACAAAUCCUGAUGAUUAUUGUGUGAUAUUUACUUCAGGAGCUACAGCUGCUCUCAAACUUCUUGCUGAAAGUUUUAAUUGGAAAAAUGGAAACCCUGAGGAGAGAACAAGGAGUACAGACAAUUCAGUCUCUCCUGGUCAAGAAAUUAAUUCGGAGAAUAAUUUAGAUAUUUCACCAAAAGAAUCGUGUAAUUGUGAAUUUAAAGCACCUCUUUUGAAGGUACCAAAUAGGGAAAAGGGUGGAACUUUAGUGUAUUUGCAAGAUAAUCAUACAUCAGUAUUAGGAAUUAGAGAACUUGCAGCUCAAAAAGGAGCUUGUGUCCAUUGCAUGCCUCAUGACUUUGCAUUCAACACAUUGGGAAGAAAAGAAUCUCUGCCACAAAUUCAUAGUGACACUACAAAAACUAAUUCAUUAUUUGUGUAUCCUGCUCAGUGCAAUUUUUCGGGUGUCAAAUAUCCACUUAGUUGGGUAUCUAAAGUGCAGUCAGGGUUAAUGAGCUGCAAUAAUGCAGAAUGCUGUUACAAUACUAAGUGGUACUGUUGCCUUGAUGCAGCUUCAUUUGUCUCAACCAAUGAUUUGGAUUUAUCAGUAGUGAAACCUGACUUUGUUUGUAUUUCAUUUUACAAAAUGUUUGGCUUUCCUACUGGUUUAGGAGCCCUUCUUGUACGUAACAGUAGUGCACAUACUUUGAAGAGAAAUUAUUUUGGAGGGGGCACUGUUCAGAUUUCUUUAAGUACUGAAAUGUUUUAUGUACCAAGAUAUUCCAUUAGUGAGAGGUUUGAAGAUGGAACAGUUUCCUUUUUAUCAAUCGUGGCUCUGAGACAUGGUUUUGAUACCUUACAGUCUUUAACAGGAGGAAUGGUUAAUGUGGCACUACAUACAUUGUUUCUGUCAAGAUAUGUACAUCACAGCUUGUUAUUGAUGCAUCAUGGAAAUGGCAAUCCUGCUGUUGUUCUAUACUGUGACACUGAUUAUGAAGAUUUUUUAACUCAAGGAAAUAUUGUAAAUUUCAAUUUAUUGAGAUCAAAUGGAGAGUACAUUGGCUUUGCUGAGGUUCUUCAUAUGGCAAAUUUGUAUGGAAUCCACCUACGAACUGGAUGCUUUUGUAAUCCAGGUGCAUGCCAAAGACAUUUAAAUCUAACUGUCAAUGAUUUAAAAGGGCAUUAUGAGGUAGUUGGUCAUAUUUGUGGAGAUGAAAUGGAUUUGAUUGAAGGCCGACCAACUGGCUCUGUUCGUAUCUCAUUUGGUUACAUGUCAACAAAACACGAUGCUGAUAAAUUUCUUGAUAUGAUUACAUCAUGUUUUAUUGAUGCACCUCUUUUGAUGCACGUGCCUCAAUGGUGGCCAUAUUUCAGAAGAACAUAUAGAGAAAAAUUCAAUAUGAAAAAAUUGAAAAAUGGUAUUUAUCCAUCAACCAGUAACGCAGGCACAGAUUUCAAAACUGAAAAUUAUAAUACUGUGGUAAUCAAAGAUCAAACCUUUGACAUAAGGAAGAUAAAUGCAUUAACAGAAGAAAUUGAAAUAAAUGAAAUUAAAGAUAAAUUCAAACUAUCAAAUGAUGAAAUUCUGAGUGCUAAAGCCAAACAAAGUUUAAACAUAAGUUCUAAAGAAGACCAAGUUCAUUAUGAUUCUGUAAAAAAUAAAGAAAGCUACCAUCUAUCAAAUAUUUUUUUAUACCCAGUAAAAUCUUGUGGUCCGAUGACAGUUGAAAAUUGGGAAGUCAACUCUCGAGGAUUAAAAUAUGAUCGUGAGUGGAUGAUAGUCAAUUCAUCAGGUGUUGCUCUAACACAAAAGCAAGAAACCAAACUCUGUCUCAUAAUGCCGAAAAUUGAUUUAGAAAAUCAAAACUUAAUCCUGGAAUAUAAUGGAACCUCACCCAUUAGUGUUCCCCUGAAUCACCCACAUUUUGAUCAUAAGAAUGAUAGGGAAGCUUCACUGUGUGAAAGUAAAGUGUGUGGUGAUUAUAUUCAGGGUUGGGACUGUGGGGACGAUGUAGCUGUGUGGCUCUGUAAUACUUUGGACCGAGAUGGUCUUCGUCUUCUGCAACAAGGAAACAUCAAACCUAGAAACAACAAAUAUAAAUCAAAAAAUAUGAAUAAAGAUUUACCUCAAGCAGAAAUUUCUCUUGCUAAUCAGUCUCAAUUUCUUCUUUUAAAUUCUGCAAGUGUCCAUUGGCUGAAAGAACAACUCAUGGAUAAAAGCUUGACUACAGAAAACCUCAUUCGAAGAUUCCGUUGUAAUUUUCUGGUUGAAGGUAUCAAUGCAUUUGAAGAAGAAAAGUGGAUUAAAGUGAGAAUUGGAAAUGUUGAGCUACAAGUGGAAGGUCCAUGUACUCGUUGCCAAAUGGUUUGUAUAGAUCAAGAAACUGGAGGAAGGUCCAAAGAGCCGUUGCGAUCAUUAUCUGCAGCAUUUCAUGGAAAAAUGAGGUUUGGAAUGUACUUACAACACCAGGGACAGGGAAGAAGAUCCAUAUCUGUGGGAGAUCCUGUGAUUAUAACUUUGUAAUCAUUUUUUGCCGAAUUGAAUUAAUAUCACCCUUGAUUAUUUCAGAGCUUUACAUGCUGACGUUGUAUAAAGGGAUCAUUAGUGCUACAACAUAAAAAGUCCAUUUUUUGUACAAAAAUUAAUAGUUACAUACAGUGAAACCGGCCCUAUUAUGUACAUUUUUUUUACCUACCUCUUACAUGCAGAGUAAGAAGUAGGCUGGGAAGCACCACUUCUUCCUGCUUCCUAACACAAAUGAUGGACAAUAGAAGACAAAGAUAUAAAAGAUGAAUGAAGUCAUUACAAACUAACAAAGCAGCAUUUCACGACUACACACCCGCAGUAGAUCAUGUAACCAUAAUAUUCAAUUUUUGUAUUCAAAACUCUUUACUUCCCGCAUACAUGAAAAAUGUGAUAGAAAUAAUGAAUACCAAAAUGUAAUAAAGACCAUUAGAAAAUCAACAGUUACCAACCAGGUAGCCUUCUAUUGAUAACCAGUAAAAUUCUCUGUCCUCAAGGUAACAAUUAAAAAGACUCAAUUUGACAUCAUUGAAAACAAACUCGCACAACUAUGACACCCUUCUUCACCAAGGACAUUUCAAAAUUGCUACAGACCAAACAAUCAGUUCUGACUGUUUUCACAGACAUUUCCAAAGCCUUCGACUCUCUUAAUACUGCUAUUCAAACUAAAAUUAUUUAUUCAACACUUUCUCUAUCUCCUUUUGGAAACACCUGUCCAACUACUCCAUCCUAGUCAUGUUACCCAAGGUGUAGUCCUACCCCCAAGACAUUUCGUAGUCUUUAUUAAUGACAUCUCAAGUCUGUUAAGAGUUCUUGAAUUCCUUUAUGCACAUGAUUUCCGUGACACACUGAUUACAAAUUCCCUGACCAAUGAGAACUAAUGGCACUAUAGAAUGACACAGACGUUCUCACAUUAGUUUUCUAAUCUCUUUAGUCAAGUUUAGUUUAGUCUAAAUUUUCAAUGCUGCUCCACACUCUUCCUAGUUGCUAUCUAUCAGCGCCUGUAAGACAACUUUUCACAUUUUAUCAGUUUUUCAGGUCCCUACUACCCCCAUUCUUUAGAAGUUUCUUGAUUUCUCCAGAAUAUAUUAAAGAAAAAAAUCAUGAAGACAAAAUAGAAUUCCAGAAUAUUUUAGUAGUUCUGUAUUAAUGCCAUCAUACAGGGGCUUUUCUAUUUUUGCAUUUUUCAUGUGCUUCUUGUAGUUCAUCUAUCAUUAUGUCAUCUGCAUUUGUAGUUGUACAUGUUUUUAUUAUUUCACAUAUUUUGUUGUACUAAAAGUGUUUAUAACGUUUCACCCAUUUUUCUUUUUCAGUUGCAUUAAUUUGUACAUUCUCUCUUCUACUACUAUUCAAUAUUUUCAUUACCUUGUAGACUAAUGUUUGUCUUCCAUAUAUGUCAUGUUGUAUUCUUCCAUAAAAAUGUGGAUCUUAAUAGGCCUGAUCAUUUCAUCUGGUUUUACUGCACUAAACAUAAGAUGGCACCUACUGCAUCAGUAUAAGGGAAAUAAAAAAUGAUAAAGCAUUUAACUAAGUUGCAUUUAUUUUGUCUUAGUGAAAUAUAAUGUGAAUAUAAUUGGGAAACGUGCAAUUCUCGUAACUGAAAGAAAACAAAUGGCAUUGAAUAAAGUAAUAUCUGCAUGCCGCAUAUUAUAUUUUUCAGAACAAUUAAUUAAGAAAGUUGUAUCUUAACUACAAGUUUCAUAAUAAUAAUAUUAGAUCUACAUGUAAUUAAUAUUGUGCCUGCAUAUUUAUUUUGUUUGAAGAUGUUUGUUUUGUUUUUAGCACCAUAAUACUUGUACAAUAUGUAGAAAUCUGUAUGUUGAGUAUGUUAGUAGUAUUAUCUUUUAUUUUUUUUGAGAAUGUGGCAAAGAAUCCAGAGUCAAGCUCUUCAAUUAUAGUUUAUAGUUGUGGAUUUCUAGUUGUCCACAUCUUUUAUAGAAUAGUUCAUUACACCAAUUUAUCGAAAUUUGCGAUGUAACAUCGAGGUGUGCAUUUUCUUCAAUCCAAAGCAAAUCUAAAAUUUAAGUAAUUUUCUUGGAAAAUAUUGUCAAGAUGUGUUUGUUUUACAGUGAGCCAGGAAAGUCUCUCCCCUCCGAGCUGAAUCAGGGCCUCCUUUUAAAAAUUGCAUGUAUGUUGGUAGCAACCAGAUUACUGGGAAACAAGUUAAGGGAACAAACUUCCAGCAUCUAUCAUGAUUGUGGUGAAAAUGCCACUUACAUUUGCAAGCUGUAGCAAACGCUACCAACAUGAUUUCUAUUACAAGCACUCUCAGAGCAAGGUGCCACUGUGGAAAGACUUUCCUUACAUGCUAUAUAACAGCAUAACAAUAAAAUAUCAUUAAAACAUGGAAACCAAAUCACUGACCUGAUUGCUUUGUUAUUUUUACAAAUAUUUGCCUACAUUGUUUAGUAAACUGAAUAACAAUUUUUCUUUGUUUUUGUUUUUUUCUGCUUCUAAAACAUCUAAACAAUUUCAUAAUAAUAUGUUAUUUUAAUGAAGGUAAUUCACCUCCUGGAGUAUAGGACCAAUGUAUCAAUAUCAAAAGUCCUAUAAUUGUUAUUUUUAUUAGAAGAGAAAGAAACACCCAUUACUACUAUAAACAUCUAUUACUAGCAUUAUGAGCAUGUAAUGAGAUGAUACAAACUCUACUGAGUACAUGUCCUCGCCUGAAUCAUUAUUCUGACAUGGAAAUGAUAGCAUAUUAAAUAGUGGGCCAUGAAUGUGUGAGAUACAGCAGAGUUGUAAUCUUGAUUGUUGUAUUAAUAGCAUACUGUUUCUUGAAUACAUUAAUAAAUAAUUGUCACCAUUCCAGUCACCUUAAUGGACGCAAUUAUGCUCGGAGAAUAUAUUCCUGUCGUAAAGAAAUCCACAUUGUGACCAUGUUACUGAGUAACAAUGCAUUCUUAAUAAUUAAAUUUGUUGAACAAAUUCUUUAUGUUGAAAAAUUCUUUGAACAAAUUUAAUUACAUUAAUAAAUUGUUGAGUAUUUAAUCAUUUCACAUGUUAUAAAAAUGUAUUCAUAACAUUAUUGAACUCAUGUGCUCCUAGAAGCAAUAGAACUACCCAUUUCACUGACUUAGCAGGAAUAUAACAGUUCUAUACUUACCUGUUUCACAUUAUAUUUUGAGAAGAAUAUGGUGUGAGACUGAUUUCAGUUCACUACUACAGCAUUUCCCUCAUUCCAGGCUUAAAUUUUCUUUGGAUUUUUAUUUAUUAUAGUUCAAAGAGAACUUUCAAUUUUCUCUGAACAAGACUUUUUGGAAAAUGAUUUUCAGUCUUCUAAUAUCAGGCACACAUUUCAUAUUUCCAAUGAUUUUUGUAGGAGGUACAUGUCCAAGUGUUACUUCUUGAUCAUGGCUUUCAAAAGUUGGUUUCUUCCAAUUAAUUCAGUUGACAUUUUUUUUCUGUAAGUUUCUCUAGAUUUGCCAUGUAUUUGAAUAAAUGUUUAAAUGCAGAAGAAUAAUAUGAUGGAAAUUUUAAAAAAUAAUUUCUUAGAAGCAAAAUAAUGUUUAUAUUCAACUUCAAUAAGUAUGUACAAUCCAUAAUUAGUCAUCAAUAUUAUCACACUUAUGGCUUCUGUUUGGAGUAAGAUAAUUGCUGAUUCCAAAUAAGUUAUUAGCUUCAAUCUCCAGAAUUUUAAAUUUUAGAGGUCUUUAUACUACUUUAAAACUUACUCGGAGUCAAUGCAAUAUUUUCAGUACUAUCAACAUUGUUUUUCUUCACUUGAGUGUCUCUUUAUGACUUGUGUAAUAUCUGUUGUGUUUAACCUGGUCAGUAUGGACAUUCACUACAACAAAUGUCAGGUGGAGAGAAACUAACAAGUGUAUACUUUGUACAAUGUAUUUUGACAGAAAUGUUUUUGUAUUGAUGUUUGUCAGUUGUUUUCAUGGUAAUUGCGUGGAUCAGUAUUUUUGAGGGUCUUUAAGGACUCUUGGUGUGCAGGUAAUAUAUAGGUAGAUAAGUCUUACAAAUCUGUGUUGCUUUUGCACUUUUCAUAAAAUCAAGGCACUUUAUUGUAUUGCUAUUUCAUGCCAUUUAUGCUAUUAUCUCCUUCUUAUAUUGAAUUCAGAGUGAGAUGAUUUUUAUUUAUUUUCUACCAUAAAUUAUUAACCAGUGAAUGUAGUAAAGGACAUAUAUGGCAUAAGUAUUAAAAUAAUAUAAUUGAGUUACGGUACUUAUUUGCAUGCCAACUCGUGAAAUAUAAUUUUAAUAAAAGGAUUUUUUUAUGUGCAUUGUAGUUUUUAAAAUUCCUGUCAUAAAUGAAAGAAUUUAAAUCAUGCAACACAAGAAAAACAAAGUAGAAUUUUUCCUUAAAUUUAAUCUAAUAAGUUUUGUAAAAAUUUUCAAAAAAAUUUAGGAAACACAUUUUUUCAAGAAAGAAUUGUAAAUAAUAUUUUAUUGAUAUUUAUUAGGAUGCUUCAAAUAAGACUACAAAAGUGUGAUUGGCUGUGAUAAUUUUUUGUUGCAGUUUUGAAAAAGUUGAUCAUGAAACUGUUGAAAAAUCUUAAAGAGGGACCAAAUGUUAUUUAUUAUAGUGGUCUAAUCUUAGCACAAAUGUUUAAACUUUGUUCAAUUAUCAAAAAUAAAGAUUUGGCUACAAAAACAUUUCAUCUUUUAUUUCUUUCCAUCUAAACCACUUUUGUUUCUAUUUACCUAUUAAUUGCCUCUGAAUAACUAUUCCCUUAUAGACUGAAUUACUCUUGAAGUGAUACAAUCAAAAAGAUGUUAAUACUCUACUGAAUUGAUCUAAUAGUGUAUUUGUAUAAUGGGUUUGGACAUUCUUUGUUUCAGGAAAGGACCUACCAGAAUUACACAUCUUUAAGCUAUUAAAUAAAAGAGCUUGAAUUAAAUGUUUUGUCAAUCACACCUUUGUUUUUGUCAUAGGAUUAUUUUAAUUAUUGACAUAAUUUGAACAUUUGUUGAGACAUUUGUUCUUUCACUAUUUAAAAUUUUAUGAAAAAAACAUUUUUAUGUAUUUGUUAGAAAUAACACGGAAUAUAUGUAUCAUUAGCAUAGGAGAAAACUGCAGCAACAUAUCGCCACUGAUGCAAUAGGUGUAGCCAUUUAGAGUAGUUUUUUAGCUAUGCUAAAUGGUAGCUUUAUUAGUGAUUUCUACUUAAAUAACAUAAUUGCCUAGUGAUUGGUGAAUUUCUAGCAUUUCUUUUAAAAUCGGUUUCAGAAUCAUUUCUAAUCACAAUUCCCACAGCCCUGAUCACAAAAACUUUAUUCACUUUCAAUAAGAAGUCUUCUGUUUAAAAGAAUAUUAUGUACUGUUUAAAUACUGUUAAUACCAGUAUUGCCACAAUUGAAAAGAAUAAAUUCAAAAAAUUAAAAGCAAAGCAAAGCCAAAGCAGAACCAGAAGUUUCAGGAAAAUGUUACCAUCCUUGAAAGAGCCCAUUUAGUAAAAACAAGUUGGUGUAGAUGCAAUGUGAUAAUCUUAAUUUCAAAAUUAAAUUUUCACACAAAGAAUUUUAAAAUGUCAAAACAUUGACAUGAAUUGCACAUGUUAAUACUUCUUUCAGGCUGGCACUUUUCAUUAUACUUGUAAUGAAUUUCCAUUCAACAUAGGAAAUGAAACUGGGUGUAUAUUUUGUUUAUUUGGAAUGAUGGGAGACUUUGACAAAGUUAUUUCACAUAGCUACUUUCAACAACAUAAAUUAGUUUAUGUAGCAUUUAUUUAAAAUUAUAGUGGCUUUUAUGAGUUUGUGGAAUCUUUUAUUCUUGUUUUCAAUAGUGGCAGAUGCUUCAACAGCUUCAGUGCACAAGUUACUCUUGAAAAUAUCAAAAUUUUUUUUCUUAAAUUCCAAGUUUUUUUUUCUCCAACUACUAGCGUUUUCUGGAACAAUUCUCGUUUUUUAUGAUCAUAAUGAAUAAUGUUAUAGAGAUGAAGUGCAAAUGUUCAGGACUUGUAAAUUGGAAACUCAAUGCCACUAGCAAUUUUGAUUGUUUUUGAAAAUAUGACUUUCAACAAAUUUUUAAACAAAAUUUAUCAGUAAUUUUCAUAUCAAUAAAAAUUCAAAUAGAUUCAGAAGUUUUAAUAAAGACCGUACUUUUACCAUAUUCAUGAGCACAAUUUGCCCUAUUCAACAGGAAGCGUAAUAAAAUUUCACAAUUCUGACUGCAAUUCAAGGUUCUUUCAAAGUUUUAAAGGAGAAAAAGUUCACUGGCCACCAUAUCUAAGAGCCAAAUGUUCUAAGUUUACCUAAGAGCCAAAUGCCUAAAAGUUCUCAGCCAAUAACAUUCUACUGAGUCAUUAUAAUGAAUGCUUCGAGAUUUUUUUAUUUUCAAAAGUGCAGGAACCUCAAUGUUUUACUUUCAAGAACCAGAAAAUUUGUUAGUAUGUUUCUGAGAACUCAAUAUUUUAAUCGUGUACAUGGUCAUUCACUUUAUAUUCACAUUAGUAUCUGUUUACUAGUGCACAAUUUUUUGUAAUGUCACCAUUUCUUUCUCAAGUGGAUCAUUAUUAUACAAGAAUUGUAAGUUCUUAAGUUAUAAUAGAUCUUCCUCAUAAAUAUCAUGCAGAAUUAAAGAAAAAGAGCCAAAUGAAUGUUAUUUUAUUGCCUAACACACAUUACUGAAUACCAGAAAUAUUCCUAUUACAUUCGGUCCACCUUAUUUGAGAUGUGAUACCUUAUUAGUCCUACGCACAAUCAGUUGUAAGGAACAUUCUUUUAAUAGGACAAGGCUGGCUUACCAUUACAAUGCAAAUACAUAUACAGCUCACUCUCAAAAUCAAACCAAUAAUUCCAAAUAUGCUAAGAUAAGAUGUGAAACAAAAUGCUGGUAAAUAGUGAAUUCUUGAGGAUAAGAAAAAGUAAGAUUUCCCUCUCACCUUCUUUUCAAAAUAAUACUAGACUCCUGAGUGACUUCCAUAACACACAAAGCAAUUCAAACAGAAUGGGGAAAUUUUAAAAUUAACAUUUUCCAGUCAUAUUAUUAUUAUUAUUAUUAUUAUAUAAUGAAAUAAAUAAUUAACAAGAUUUAUACAAUGUACAUAACGUUUUUUUAGAGAAUCAACUUUUACAAAUAAAACUACAUUAUACAAAACUACACAAUAGCAACAAAAUACCUUUCCAUAAAAUUCAUACAAUUGACUAGUUCCAUUGCAAAACAAUAUUCAAAUAUCUAUAUCAUAAUUGGAUGAAUUUAAUAGACCCUUACCAUACUGCAGAUUUUGAUAUAUACAUUUAGCAAAACGGAACCUACAAAAUCUCACAAUUAAAGUUUGUUUUUUCAGAUCAUCAUCUCAUCAAACAAUGAUGCAGUUGGUUAUUGGUUGUUGUUUUGAAACUUCCCUAAUUUCCUUGCCAUCAGCAGCAUCACCAACUAUAUCAACUACAUUUUCAAAGUCAGGAAAUGCCAUUGUCAUGAGUUUUGAAUACACAAGUUUUUCAUUUACUUUCACUUCAAAGGAACCUGUUCGACCUUCUUCUCCCUUAACAGAUGCUGAAGGUACUUUUGAUUUUAUUUGGUCAGCUAAUUCUUCAAAUUUGGGACGGUACCCGCAACCACCACAGAACUCAACAGACACAUUGACAGUCGCUGCCAUUGAAACAAGCUAAUUAUCUUGUAGAAAUUUACUUCUACUAUCUCUCACAGAAAGUUACAACAGUAACCACCAAAGAAACACGAACUAUAUAGUACAGACUACAAUUUAAUUUAAUCUUUCAAAUUUCCUCUUCGACUUAAAUUCACAAAUACAGAGGAAAUACGCAAGGAACUACACUGUGCAAGAACAAUACACCAGAACACCGUGCCGUGGCGUAAAUAAGAAACAUCUGAUGAAUCGGUCAUUGACGAAUCCGCUCAAGAAGACCGCCAAGACCGCUCUGGAGUCAGUCCAGAAACUGAACGAAUCGGUCUUGGGCAGAGGAAGACACACCUCUGCACAGCUCCCCAACACCUCCCGUACACCACGGUGUAAAGGCGCGU